AUGGGUUCCUACGCAGGUUUUGACAUAGUUCCGCGUCUAACCAAAGGGCUGGUAGACAAACACAAUUGGGAAAGACUCCUGAAAACCAUCACAGAGCGUUACCAAAAUGAUGAUCAAGUCGAAGUGAAGCCUAAUUACAUUGCAUUCAAGCCCGACCCAGACUUAUUGCUUCCGCUUGAAUGCCACAAGUUCCUUCGUUUUGGCGCAACGAUCCCGAAUGAGGACACCGGCGGAUUGAGGAACUAUAUCGAUACUGUUAGCCGGGUAGCCAGUUGCUGGUUCGGAUCGAGAGUGCGUGACUGGGAUGAGGGCGAAGGGGCAUUGGGCUACUAUGCUUUGGAUGAUGUGAAACUUUCAAUUAGAUCCUAUGAGAAGAUCGACGAACCGGAAGUGCCAACCACCUUAGCACAAUUUGUGCUCGGCACCGACCCAAUCCGCGAGCUGAACUUGCCACUGUAUGAAAUGAAGCCUGUGCCAGGAAAGGGACAAGGCCUCGUAGCGCGUUUCAACGUCGCGAAAGGCCAAUUGAUUAUUUCAGAGAAGCCAUUUUUCACAACGCCGAAUGCUACAAGCACAGCCAUAAUAGAAAAGCGAGCAGUUGUUGUGGGUAGCUACAAGUGA
Penicillium verrucosum is the source of this 621-nucleotide messenger RNA. RefSeq lists its product as uncharacterized. The record is from RefSeq and is a predicted model, not a curated record. Bases 1 to 621 code for a protein of 206 amino acids. Lineage: Eukaryota; Fungi; Ascomycota; Eurotiomycetes; Eurotiales; Aspergillaceae. The transcript is spliced from 3 exons.